AUGUCUAACCAGUUUGAUAACGGUUUUCAGGGUUCUCAACCCUUUAUAACAGAUAAUGAAUAUAAGAGUUUAUCUCUUGAUCAAUUAAGAUAUAUAUUAAAUCAAAAGAAAAAAACAAUACAAAAAAGCUAUAAGGAAUUAAGUGAAAAAGAAAAAAUAAUUAGAGAUAUAAGAAGACUUGAUAAGCGUAAUGAAAAAGUAAAAAAAGGAGUAGAUAUAAAGAAAAAAUAUAAGAAAAAGAAAGCCUCCAUCAAAACGGUGGCUCCCUCUAAAAAGAAAAAGAUAAAAACAUUUGAUGAGUAUUUUGAGGAAUGUAUAAAAAAUAAAGAGAUUCUCAAAGAUACUCCUUCUUAUUUUAGAGAAGCUCUUGAACGCGCUAUUAAAGAAUAUGACCAAGGUCUUGUAAGAGAAAAAUCAUCUCUUAAAGAUUUUGCAAAUAAGUACACGAUUGAAGGAGUUUUUGGUUACGACCCAAUUCAGUUUUUUGAUUAUAUAAAUAACACAUUAGUUGAUUUUUUUACCUAUCAUAGAAAUAUAAAAUUUACGUUAAAUUUAGUUUGCAUGAUGGAAAAACAAGAAACAAAUCAAAAGACUGGUCUUUUUAAUAUAGAAGAAGAUAAGGCCUAUUUUAAUACAUAUACAUUUACUAAUUUAAAAUCAACUGAUGUUGAUGAAUUAAUUUAUAGAUGUACUGAAUCUAUUUUAGGUCAAAUGGAAAUGUAUGCAGAAAGAUCAAGUAAUUGGGUUUUUAAAGAAGUAGUAAAACUAGAAAUUCAUACUGUUGAAUUUAACCCAGCAAAGGGCUCAUCUUAUAUUGUACUUCCAGAUUGGAUAAAGAAUAAAAAAGCAAUUGUUAAUAUUAAAAAUAAAGAUGACAAAUGCUUUCUUUGGUGUAUACUUAGAUAUAUUUACCCUAAAGAAUCACAUGAAGAAAGAGUAGAAGAUUUAAAGAAGUAUGAGUUUUCACUUAACACUAAAGGUAUUACUUUUCCAAUGAAUGUAAAAGAUAUUACCAAAUUUGAAAAACUUAAUCCAGAAUUACCAGGAAUAAAUGUUUUUUCUGUAGAUGAUAAAAAUGAUAUUUAUCCUUUGAAAGAUUCAAAAAAAGAUUGUAAAAAUACUAUUGAUUUAUUUUUAAUUGAAGAAGAUGGAGCCUCACAUUAUACUCUAAUUAAAAAUUUUCAUAGGUUAAUAAGGUCUCAAAAAACUAAAAGUAAGGAUGGUAAAAUAUUUAUUUGUAAGAGAUGUUUUACUCAUUACACCAAAGAAGAAUUACUAGAUAAACAUAUUAAAUAUUGUUCUAAUAAUCAAACAACACUUGUAAAUAUGCCCAAACCAAAUACAUAUUUAUAUUUCAAAAAUUAUUAUAAACAACUACCUAUUCCUUUUGUAGUUUAUGCAGAUUUUGAAUGUUUUACAAAACCAAUGAAUAGUUGUAGUCCUAAUCCAAAAGAAUCUGAUAAUUACAACUAUCAAAAACACGAGCCAUCAGGAUUUUGUUUUUAUGUUAAAGGUAUAGUUGAUAAAAAAAAUUAAACCAAUAAUUUAUACAAAAACAAGUGAGGAUGAAGAUAUAUCAAAAGUAGUUGUAGAAAAACUUACAGAAGUAACAAAAGGAAUUUAUAACGAUUUUUAUCGUAGACCGAAACCUCUAAGACUAACACAAUCUGAACAAAAAUCAUUUGAGAAUGCAGUUAACUGUCACAUUUGUAGUCGUGAAUUAAGAGAGGAUAAAGUUCGAGAUCAUUGCCAUUUUACAGGACAAUACCGUGGAGCAGCACAUAACAAAUGUAAUCUUCAAUGUCGAAAACCAAAACUACUUCCAGUUAUAUUUCACAAUCUUCAAGGUUAUGAUGCUCAUCUGUUUAUAAAACAACUUGCUAGAUUAGAUGGUGAUUUAAAUUGUAUUCCAUCAACAGAAGAAAAAUAUAUUUCAUUUUCUAAAAGUAUUAAAGUUGAUGAGAUUUAUUCUUAUAAAGUUGGUAAAAUGAUAGACAUAAAUUUUGAAAUACGGAUUUUUAGAUUCAUUUAAGUUUCUUCAAACAUCACUUUCUAAUCUUGUUUCAAAUUUAUCCCAGAAUGAUUUUAUUAAUACAAAACAAAUAUUUAAAAAAAAUACAGAACUAUUAACUCGUAAGGGAGUUUAUCCAUAUGAUUAUGUUUCAUCACUUGAUAAAUUAUCAGAAACAUGUUUACCUCCAAAAGAGGAAUUCUAUUCAAAACUAAACGAUGAAGACAUAACUGAUGAUGAUUACCAACACGCAAUAAAUGUGUGGAAUACUUUUGGCUGCAAAUCAAUAAGAGAUUAUCACAAUCUUUAUUUAAAGUCUGAUGUCCUACUGCUAGCAGAUGUAUUUGAAAACUUUAGAGCAACUUGUCUUAAACACUACAAAUUAGAUCCAGUUCAUUAUUACACAUCUCCUGGAUUAGCUUGGGAUGCAUGUCUAGAAACAACAGGACAACAUUUACAGUUAUUACAUGACUAUGAUAUGUUAAUGAUGUUUGAGAGAGGUAUACGUGGUGGAAUAACACAUAUAUCAAAAAGAUAUGCAGUAGCAAAUAAUAAAUAUAUGAAAGGUUAUAAUCCUGAUGAGGAGUCAAGUUAUAUUCAAUAUCUGGAUGCAAACAAUCUUUACGGUUGGGCAAUGUCUCAAAAUCUAGCAACACAUGGAUUUAAAUGGAUGAAGACGAUAACAAAAGAAAAGGUAGAGGAUAUUCUAGAAAAAGCAAAUCAUUGUAUGUUAAAUAUGGGGAGGAAAGGAUAUAUAUUUGAAGUUGAUUUGGAAUAUCCACCACACCUAUGGGAUUCACAUAAUGAUUAUCCUUUAGCACCUGAGAAGAUGAUUGUUAAUGGUGUUGAAAAACUAAUUUGUCAUUUUAAACCACGAAAAAAUUAUGUUGCGCAUUAUCGAACUCUUAGGCAAUGUCUUGAGUUGGGUAUGAGAAUUACUGCUGUUCACAGAGGAAUAUCAUUUUAUCAAAGAUCUUGGAUGGAACCAUAUAUCCGAAAAAAUACAGAACUUAGAAAGAUAGCAGCCAACAGUUUUGAGAAAGACUUUUUUAAACUAAUGAAUAAUAGUGUAUUUGGUAAAACAAUAGAAAAUAUAAGGAAGCGACAGAAUAUAGAACUUGUUGAUAAUCGUAAGAAAGCUGUAAAAUUAACAAGUCGUCCAAACUUUGAUAGAUGUACAAUAUUUGAUAAAAAUCUUAUUGCAGUUCAUAUGAAAAAAACAGAAAUUUAUUUUAAUAAACCAGUAUAUGUUGGUCAAGCAAUUCUAGAUUUAUCAAAAACGCUGAUGUUUAAUUUCCAUUACAAAUACAUACCAGAGAAAUAUGGAAAUAGGGCUGAGUUAUUGAUGACAGAUACAGAUUCAUUAAUGUAUCAAAUUAAAACAAAAGAUUUUUACAAAGAUAUAAAACCCGAUAUGCUAACCAAGUUUGACACUUCUGACUAUCCAACAAAUCAUAAAUCUGGAAUACCACCAGGAGUUAAUAAAAAAGUGAUUGGAAUGUUUAAAGAUGAAGUAGCAGGAAAACAAAUUACUCGUUUUGUUAGAUUGCGACCCAAACUUUAUAGUUUUGAUAUUGAGGAGGAUAAGGAAGUGCGAAAGUGUAAAGGAAUAAAGAAAAAUGUAGUAAAAAAAGGAUUAAAAUUUGAUGACUAUGUUAAAUGUUUAUUUUCAGGUGAGAAAGAAAUGAGAAAGAUGAAAAUAAUAAGAAGUGAGAAACAUGAAAUAUAUUCAAAGGAAGUAAAUAAAAUAGCUCUAAGCAAUGAAGAUGAUAAGAGAAAGAUUUUUAAAGAUAAUAUUCAUACUUUGGCUCUUAGAUAA
Molecule: messenger RNA, 3830 nt
Organism: Porites lobata
Lineage: Eukaryota; Metazoa; Cnidaria; Anthozoa; Scleractinia; Poritidae
Source: the annotation of a GenBank genome assembly